AUGCAUGUCGUCGCUCCUCCUCGCCAUUGGCUGUUCCGCCUCGAGCCGCGAGCAGCAGCUCGGCGACAGGCGAUAAGGUCGCUCUUCCGGUCGCCGCCGGAAGAAGUGACCUCAGCGCCGGGCCGCACCGCCCAGCCGACCCACGACUUGCCGGAUGGAGCUACCGAGUCCAGGCAGCCCCUGCAAUCCCUGCAGCCCCUGCAGUCCCUGCAGCCCCUGCAGCCCCUGCAGCCCCUGCAGCCCCUGCAGUCCCUGCAGUCCCUGCAGCCCCUGCAGUCCCUGCAGCCCCUGCAGCCCCUGCAGUCCCUGCAGCCCCUGCAGCCCCUGCAGUCCCUGCAGCCCCUGCAGCCCCUGCAGCCCCUGCAGCCCCUGCAGCCCCUGCAGUCCCUGCAGCCCCUGCAGUCCCUGCAGUCCCUGCAAUCCCUGCAGCCCCUGCAGCCCCUGCAGUCCCUGCAGCCCCUGCAGUCCCUGCAGUCCCUGCAGUCCCUGCAGCCCCUGCAGCCCCUGCAGUCCCUGCAGUCCCUGCAGCCCCUGCAGCCCCUGCAGCCCCUGCAGCCCCUGCAGCCCCUGCAGUCCCUGCAGCCCCUGCAGCCCCUGCAGCCCCUGCAGUCCCUGCAGCCCCUGCAGUCCCUGCAGUCCCUGCAGCCCCUGCAGUCCCUGCAGCCCCUGCAGUCCCUGCAGUCCCUGCAGCCCCUGCAGUCCCUGCAGUCCCUGCAGUCCCUGCAGUCCCUGCAGCCCCUGCAGCCCCUGCAGCCCCUGCAGCCCCUGCAGUCCCUGCAGUCCCUGCAGUCCCUGCAGCCCCUGCAGUCCCUGCAGUCCCUGCAGUCCCUGCAGCCCCUGCAGUCCCUGCAGCCCCUGCAGUCCCUGCAGUCCCUGCAGCCCCUGCAGCCCCUGCAGUCCCUGCAGUCCCUGCAGUCCCUGCAGUCCCUGCAGUCCCUGCAGUCCCUGCAGCCCCUGCAGUCCCUGCAGCCCCUGCAGCCCCUGCAGUCCCAGCGACUCUACCCUACCGGACUCCGCGGGCGGGAGGUUGGCAGCACUGCGCGCCGGCCCACUGGAGCGCGCUUCCCGCGCCGCGCGACCGGAAGUGGCUGUUAG
This is a messenger RNA of Bacillus rossius redtenbacheri, 1095 nucleotides long. RefSeq lists its product as uncharacterized. Bases 1 to 1095 code for a protein of 364 amino acids. The record is from RefSeq and is a predicted model, not a curated record. NCBI's taxonomy places the organism in Eukaryota, Metazoa, Arthropoda, Insecta, Phasmatodea, Bacillidae. The transcript has 3 exons.